Molecule: messenger RNA, 920 nt
Organism: Eruca vesicaria subsp. sativa (arugula)
Lineage: Eukaryota; Viridiplantae; Streptophyta; Magnoliopsida; Brassicales; Brassicaceae
Source: the annotation of a GenBank genome assembly
ACUCAUCUCUUUCUCUAUUUAUCUAUCUUUACAUUGUUUAUCUCAAUGGGAUCAUCAGCGGCGGGAGCUCUCCUCCUCCUCGUCCUAGCCGUCGUCCCUGCCGCCUUCGCCGUGACUUUUCAGGUCGGCGAUAUUGGUUUCUGGAACAGUGGUGUCGAUUACACCGCUUGGGUUGCUGGAAAGACUUUCAGGGUCGGUGACACUCUAGAGUUCCAAUAUGGACCGUCACACUCGGUGGCCAUAGUGAAUAAAGCUGGAUUCGAUACCUGCGACAGUACCGGAGCAACACAGACCUUCACCGGUGGAGACAAUAAGAUCGAUCUUACAACAGUUGGAACUAUUCACUUCAUUUGCCCUACUCCUGGUCACUGCCAAGGUGGCAUGAAACUCGCCGUUACCGUUCUUGCCGCUGUUCCACCACCGGCCACUCCUUCACCACCUCCUUCCCCAAAAUUACCACCGCCUUCGCCUCCAACUCCACCGACUUCUCCAAAACUUCCACCGCCUUCCCCAAAAUCACCACCGUCUUCUACUCCUUCCCCAAAAUCUCCACCGUCUUCCACUCCUUCUCCAAAGCUUGCACCUCACUCUCCGCGUAAACCUAAAACUCUGCCUCCAUCUGCUUCUCCACCAGCCAAUGGCACACCGAAGUCAGAGUCGCCAUCCUCUCCACCCACGACGUCUCCAAUGACGUCCCCCUCACCGUCUCCAUCGCCACCAGAUAACGCAGCGGCUAAGGGAAACAUGAUGAGCUACGGAAUGAUGGGGAUCACCAUGUUAUUGAUGUACGGUGUCAUGAACUAAGUUACAGAGUUAAGACAGCUCUGUUUUUUGGUCAACCACUACUACGUUUUAAUCACCUGCUGUCAACCACUACUACGUUUUAAUCACCAUGUUAUUGAUGUACGGUGUCAUGAACU